UCAAAUGUUCAACUCCUCCUCCUCGCCACUCUAAGCGCAUCUGCAAGCUUUGGAAGUCGGAACAGAGCGAUGUGAGUUUGCGUGGAGAACAAAGCAAUACGUUUAGGUUUUAAUUUGGUGUGAUUUUUACCUACUUAAAAAGUUUUAUUUUUAACGGACAAAUGAUAGAGCACGGAAAUUAAAAUAUUGGUUGUUAUAAGUCCUUAUAGAUUGCUGAAUAAAUUAUAUAAUGGGCACGCGUAAAUUUGGUACGUUUUACGCCUGUGCACAUGUAUGUUUAUUCGUUUGUUUUCUGCAAGUUGUUGAAUCUCAGCGACAUCCACCAGAUACAAGACCAGUAAACAAUCAAGCGGCAGGUACAUUACGUCAAACAAUUCAGUGGGCGCACAAUGGUAAAGUUUUUAGCCUUCUGAGUCACGGUUCGGAAUAUCGACCACCAAAGCAAAGGGGCGCGGAGCAAGCUCAGGAGAGACCUGUCACCAUCAUUAGCGAUAGCGAAGCCAAGAAGCCCUCUGCCCUAUCCAGACAGUCUCCCACAUCUACCCAAGCAGUGUCCGGCACAGGAGCUGGCGUGCGGUGGCUACCACCUCAAGUUCCAAGGCCCCAGAGGGGACAAGGGCACCAGAAUCAGGAUUCUCGUUCAAGUGGCCAUGCAGAAACUAAGGCAAAUGGCACGACGAAUGGGACACAGGAAAAACCGUCCCCAUCUCCGAGAAGAGAAGACAUGAUGGCAGGGGAUGAUCCUUACAACCCGUACAAGACAUCCGAUUCAGAUAAUCCUUACUACAAUUACUAUGAUGUGUACGAGAGACCGCGGCGCAGAGAAAGACCUGGAUAUGGCACAAGGUACCACCAGAACGGUCUCCCUGAUCUUGUGCCAGACGCAUACUACAUUCAAUCCACCGUAUAUGUCCAGAGAGUUCCUAUGUACAACCUCAGAUGUGCAAGCGAAGAGAACUGCUUGUCAAGUUCAGCCUACCGAGCGAGAGACUAUGACACCCGCAUGCUGCUAAGGUUUCCACAACGGGUGAAGAACCAGGGGACAGCUGACUUCCUGCCAAGCAGACCACGUUAUUCCUGGGAAUGGCACAGUUGUCACCAACAUUACCACAGCAUGGAUGAGUUCAGCCACUAUGACCUGCUGGAUUCAGACGGGAGGAGUGUGGCUGAGGGGCACAAGGCCAGCUUCUGCCUGGAGGACAGCUCCUGUGACUAUGGCUACUACAGACGCUAUGCCUGCACCUCACACACCCAGGGUCUGAGUCCAGGAUGUUAUGACACCUACAACGCAGACAUCGACUGCCAGUGGAUCGAUAUUACAGAUGUGAAACCUGGAAACUACGUCCUGAAGAUCAGUGUGAACCCCAGCUAUCAGGUUCCAGAGUCUGACUACAGCAACAACAUUGUGCGCUGUGAGGUUCGCUACACUGGCAACUAUGCCUACGUUUCAGGAUGUUACAUCUCACACUAUUAAGAGAGGGAACUCACCAUUGAAAAGCAAUUCUGUGAAACCUCUUCCACAGCCGAGAGAGCCCCUUGAGCAAUAUGGGUAAAGCAAAAGUUGUAGUUUUUCAAGGGAACGUAAACAAAAACACAGGGGUUCAUGUAUCCCUUAGUUAAACAUGUUUUUUUAAAGCCUUUCUAUAUGUGCAAUGAAAUAUUAAUGGAAUUUAUUUGUUUGUAAUUAUUUGAAAGGAGGAGAGAUACACUAUAGUAUAUCACAUUACAAUAGUUCACACAGGAUUUGACAAGUGUUAAACAAGUAAGUUAAAUUUUAGAGCUUAAAAGCUCCCAAGUUCGAAAUUGCCUGUUUUUAGAUAUUAAUUGCAAUCUUCAGCACCACAUUUUAUCAAAUACUGUACAUCUUCACAUUGCCAGCAGAGUUGAAAACAUUACACACAGAGAUAAUGAUUUUACAACAUUUUAAUUUUCCUCAUCAUUUCAUGUUAUAUUUUGUCAAACAUAUAAUCAAACAUCACCCCCCUCACCCUAUUAUUAUUUACAUUAGCUUGUUAAAGGUUAGUAGCUUAUAUCUUUACAAUUUGAGUUCAAGACCACUUUAUAUUAUUUUUGACUUUUAGAAAUUAGAAAUACAUGCAGCCCACAAAUCAGUUAAAAUCACGGCCAUAAAGUAUUGCCCAUACUGUACAUGUUGUGCCCAUGCUGCAAACCUUUAAUUGUUUUGUGAAAUGCUUGUACUUUUGGUUAGUCUGCUUGCUGUAUAAUUUCUUAUUAUUUGAUAUUUAUGCAAUGAAAUAAGCUCAUAUUACCGCAACUUCUGUAUUCCAGGAAAUCUACUUGAAUAAAUAAUUGUGAUUCAUUGUGA
Molecule: messenger RNA, 2326 nt
Organism: Esox lucius (northern pike)
Lineage: Eukaryota; Metazoa; Chordata; Actinopteri; Esociformes; Esocidae
Gene: loxa
Product: lysyl oxidase a
Exons: 7
Coding region: 230-1474 (414 amino acids)
Biological process (GO): peptidyl-lysine oxidation
Molecular function (GO): copper ion binding; protein-lysine 6-oxidase activity
Source: RefSeq, a predicted model, not a curated record